Molecule: messenger RNA, 942 nt
Organism: Contarinia nasturtii (swede midge)
Lineage: Eukaryota; Metazoa; Arthropoda; Insecta; Diptera; Cecidomyiidae
Exons: 3
Coding region: 80-466 (128 amino acids)
Source: RefSeq, a predicted model, not a curated record
UUUUUGGUCGACUUCAUAUUCGAAGAUAAACCGUUUCAUCGAUAGUGAAAAGUUGUGUCAAUUUAAUAUAGUUACAAAUAUGAAAUUUUUGAUUUUGUGUAUCGUUGCAUUAAUUGCAAUUUGCUCAGCAAGAAAACUGCAAAAUAAAAAAUGGUCAUUGCUGAGAUCGGAUAGUGGCUUUACACCUUCCGAGGAAUUGGGUGUCGCUGAGCAAUGGGGUACCCAUGAGCAAUGGGGUGCCGAUGAACAAUGGGGAAAUGAGGAAUAUUGGGAGCCUAGUGAACCCAUUUCAAAACCGCUUCAAACAUGGAAAGAACCAGUAUUUGUUGAGAAAAAAGUGCCCGUUUAUGUUCCAGUGCCAGUUGAACAUAUAAAGACGGUCGUCAAACAUCAUCCUGUUUAUAUUAAAGAGAAACCAACAAAACUUGUGAUUCGAAAAAUUACCCAUUUCAAAUUCCAUCAUUAAAUUAUUAAUUAGAUCUAGAAAAUCAUAUUCAUCUAUCAGCAUUGCAAUCAAUUUCAAAAUAUCGUUUCAAAAUGAAGAACAGUAGACCUGAAACUCCAUAAACAGUUUUUUGUUAAUUAUACACGCGUAAUUAAAUGGUUUGGGAUAAAAAGCUGAAUGGUAACCUGAAGACAUUGUGUAAAAUUGAUGUUGUAACUACAUUUGUUUAAAAAUUUACGUUGCGAUUGCACUUUUAAUGAAAUUUCAGGUCACCUCAAUCCUAACUCGUUUAAAUCUCACAAAAAAAACUUUCACUUUCGCUGAUAGAGCGACCGUCCAUUCAUCAAUUGUACCACAUAUUGGAAUUUUUGUAAGUCAAAGAAGAUGACGAGAGAUUACCAAAUAUUUUACAUAUUAUUCAUUUGAAAUAGCCUGCCAAAACUUUAGCUGUAAGGUGUCGAAAAUAAAUAAUCGAAUAAAAACAUCGAAUCAAACAA